Molecule: messenger RNA, 444 nt
Organism: Diabrotica balteata
Lineage: Eukaryota; Metazoa; Arthropoda; Insecta; Coleoptera; Chrysomelidae
Source: the annotation of a GenBank genome assembly
AUGAAUGGUGCAAAACGUAUGUACACUGUGUCAGGACAAGAAGUUCGGAGUUUUUCUCAACUUCGAAAUGAAUUUGCCGAUGUCGAUACGUUUUAUUUAGGCAUAGGUAGUGUAGGUGGAGGAGCAACACCAGCUGUUAUGCUGUCACCUGUCAGAAGAGCAAGAUCAAGGGCUCCUCAAACCGCAAUUGUUGAAGAUAUAAGUAAACAGAGAAGGGCGAGAAGUAAGAGUAGACCAAGGGCACUAUAUGCUCCAGAAAAUGAAAUUAUUAGGACAAAUGAUUAUACGUUAUUGGAAGUGUUAAAGGAAGAGCCAGUUCGAGUUACAAUCAAAGGUUUAAGAAGAACCUUUUAUCCUCCUGUUCAUCAUGCGCCCGUAGACAAUACUCCUCCCGAAAAGAAAAUGGCGUUAGAAUGGGUGUAUCCUUUAUAUUCAGAAAAAUAA